Molecule: messenger RNA, 303 nt
Organism: Meloidogyne enterolobii
Lineage: Eukaryota; Metazoa; Nematoda; Chromadorea; Rhabditida; Meloidogynidae
Source: the annotation of a GenBank genome assembly
AUGGAUUACUUUUUACUUUUCCAGACUUUACUUGUUGUCUUCAUAACAUUUCGACGUUUCUUGGUUGUUUGGUGGCCUUUAAAAUAUGCCAGAAUACGCGAACCUAAAAGAAACGAUCAACUUCAAAAAUCAUUUUCUUCAAUGGAAGAAGCUUGCACAGAAAAUAGUGGAAUAUUUAAAAGUGGGGGUCUAGCUAGAAGUUUCUCCAAAAGAUUUUUGUCUACGUCGACAACUUACAAAAAACCGAAUAUACGAAAAAUUGUGCAUCCAUUUAUUUUUCCAAGUAAUUUGCUUAAAAUAUAG